AUGCAUAAAGAUUCAAUUGUUGUUAAUAAAUUAAAAGAUACUCCAUUUGGUGCUUCAAUUCAAUUACCAUCAUAUUGUAAUAAUGAUCCAGCUUAUUUAAAUGAUGAAGAUUUUCAAACUUUAAAAGAAGCUGUUGAAACCAAUUUAGUUGUUAUUAUACCAGAUCAAGCAAAAUUAUUACCAAAAUCUCAAUAUAUUUUAACAAAAAGAUUUGAUCCAUCAAUUCCAGAACCAAAAGAAACUAAUGGUGGUGCUAAUUAUGGUCAUGGUAAAGAAUUUAGACAUGAUAAAUCUGUUCUUAAAAAAGAUGGAUGUUCUGUAAAAACACAACCUCAAGUUCAAAUUUUAGGACAAGGUAAAUUUGAAGCUGAUGAAGAAGGUAAUGAAAAUGGUGAAGCUAUUAAUUUAACUCAUCCUUCUCAUACUACUUUUCAUCAUACUCCAUUAACUGAAAAACAAAUUAAAGAUAAUAAACAAACAAGAUUUUAUAGAUGGCAUAUUGAUAGUGCUUUAUAUGAAUUAUCUCCACCAAUGGUUACUACUUUAUUAGGUAUAAAGGUUCCUCCAACAACUCAAUAUCAAACUAUUAAAUAUGAAGAUGAUGGUAGUGAAUUAAAAUUAACUCAAGGUGCUACAUGUUUUAUUAGUGGAGCUCAAGCUUUUCAAGGUUUAAGUGAAGAAGAUAAACAAUUUGCUUUAAAUACUACAGUUGAAUAUGCCCCACAUCCAUAUAUUUUUAUAUCACCAGCAGGAGCUACAUGGGAUGGUUUAACAAUGGUUUCAGAAGGUAAAGAAAUGGAUUUUAAUGAUUUACCAGAUUGGGAAGAAUCAAAAGUUAAAAAAUUACCAAUGGUUUGGACUAAUCCAACAACUAAAGAACAUCAUUUACAAGUUCAUGGAUGUUGUUUAUAUAAAUUACAUACAAAAGGAGGUAAAACUCUUGAUUUAAAAGAAUCUAGAGAAAAAGUACAUCAAUUAAUGAGACCCGCAAUUUCACCAGAAAAAGUUUUAGCACAUUCUUGGAAACAAGGUGAUUUAGUAUUAUUUUUUAAUCGUGGUGUUUGGCAUUCAGUAACUGGUGAAUUUAAAGGUUUAGGAAAUGAUGGUCAAGAUGAAAGAAGAUUAAUGCAUCAAUGUAAUAUUGCUAGUGGUGUUGAUCCAGUAACUGUUUUUUAA
Lodderomyces pseudojiufengensis is the source of this 1176-nucleotide messenger RNA. RefSeq lists its product as uncharacterized. Bases 1 to 1176 code for a protein of 391 amino acids. The transcript has a single exon. NCBI's taxonomy places the organism in Eukaryota, Fungi, Ascomycota, Pichiomycetes, Serinales, Debaryomycetaceae. The record is from RefSeq and is a predicted model, not a curated record. Gene Ontology annotation, molecular function: oxidoreductase activity.